This is a messenger RNA of Salarias fasciatus (jewelled blenny), 4397 nucleotides long. RefSeq names its product MORC family CW-type zinc finger 2 (gene morc2). The record is from RefSeq and is a predicted model, not a curated record. The coding region runs from base 463 to 3627 and encodes 1054 amino acids. Gene Ontology annotation, cellular component: nucleus. Lineage: Eukaryota; Metazoa; Chordata; Actinopteri; Blenniiformes; Blenniidae. Gene Ontology annotation, molecular function: zinc ion binding. The transcript has 28 exons.
UUCCUCGCGGCCUGGUGGAGUGUUUUAUGACAUGGGAAAGAAAACGUAAUGUUACCAACUACUCAUUCCUCUUUUACUUCAUUUUAGAACCCGCUACAUUGAAGCGGGGAGCGGAGACGGUGGACGGACGUUGAUACAGUGAACGUCCGCCUCGGGUUUCCACGGGGAAGCUUAGCGAGCGGCCGUGUCGUCUCGUAAACAUUUCUCCGGGACUGCGAUGCUAAUGUCCGCUAGCUGCUAAUGUUAGCCAACCUAAAAAUCGAAUGACGAUGGUGCAGUACGCCCGAAAUGUUUGUGUCGUUGUUCACAACAGUACACAACUUUUCACGGCCUGGCAGACCCACAUAGAGGUUAUGGACGGAGUUUUGCUGUGGUGUAGCUCGGCUAAUUGUUGCCAGAGGGUGAAAUCUUUGGACUAGAACCCAUCGAGAACAAGGGAAUAAGAAGAAAAUACCAGUUUCAAUGGCCUAUACCAGCUACAGCAACCUGAGCAGGGCUCAGCUCACCUUUGAGUACCUGCACACUAAUUCGACAACCCAUGAAUUCUUAUUUGGAGCCCUGGCAGAACUUGUGGACAAUUCAAGAGAUGCCAACGCCACACGAAUUGACAUUUACACAGAGAAACGGCCAGAGCUGCGUGGGGGCUACAUGCUCUGUUUUCUAGACGAUGGGAUUGGGAUGGACCCAAAUGAGGCAACUCAUGUGAUUCAGUUUGGAAAGUCAAACAAACGGUCCUCUGAAUCCUCCCAGAUCGGACAGUAUGGAAAUGGGCUGAAAUCCGGUUCGAUGCGUAUUGGAAAAGACUUUAUCUUGUUCACAAAGAAGGAGAACACACUGACCUGCCUUUUCCUGUCACGGACCUUUCAUGAAGAGGAGGGUCUUGAUGAGGUGAUCGUGCCUCUGCCUUCCUGGGAUCUAAAGACCAAGGAGCCACUGACGUCUGAUCCAGAGAAAUACGCCAUCGAGACAGAACUGAUCUUCAAAUACUCUCCGUUUAAAAACGAACAGCAGCUGAUGGAGCAGUUCAACAAAAUAGAAAGCUCCACUGGCACCCUCGUGAUCGUCUACAACCUGAAGCUGAUGGACAGCAGAGAGCCAGAGCUGGACGUGGAGACUGAUCACCAGGACAUUCUGAUGGCUGGGACGUCUGCUGAGGGAGUGAAGCCGGAGAGGAGGUCAUUCAGGGCCUACGCUGCUGUUCUGUACAUCGAUCCACGCAUGAGAAUUUUUAUCCAGGGACACAAAGUCAGAACAAAGAGACUUUCCUGCUGUCUUUAUAAACCAAGGAUUUACAAAUAUUCAUCGAAUCGCUUUAAAACCCGUGCUGAGCAGGAGGUUAAGAAAGCAGAUCACCUUGCAAAGCUUGCUGAGGAGAAGGCCAGAGAGGCAGAGAGCAAACGCCUGGCGUUGGAGGCCAGAUUAGGAGAUGACCUGUCCAAAGACUCACGGGCAGUCUUGCGGAAAGUUCAGGAUUCAGCCAUGAUGCUACGACGAGAUGCUGAAAUGAAAAAAAGAAACCUGGAACUCAAACAGAAAGCCUUAAAGGAGCCCAAAGAGUUGAACUUCAUAUUUGGAGUGAACAUUGACCAGAGGGACCUGGAUGGGAUGUUUGUGUACAACUGCUCCCGUCUCAUUAAGAUGUAUGAGAAGACGGGGCCUCAGCUGGAGGGAGGCAUGGCGUGCGGCGGUGUCGUCGGAGUUGUAGAUGUCCCAUAUUUAGUCCUUGAACCCACACACAACAAACAAGACUUUGCAGAUGCUAAAGAGUAUCGACAUUUAUUAAAAUCCAUGGGAGACUAUUUAGCUCAGUACUGGAAGGACACCAACAUUGCUCAGAAAGGCAUAGUGAAGUUCUGGGAUGAGUUUGGAUAUCUGUCAGCCAGCUGGAAUGCACCUCCGUCAUCAGAUCUGAGAUACAAGAGACGUCGUGCCAUGGAGAUACCGCUGACGAUUCAGUGCGACAAAUGUUUAAAGUGGAGAACACUUCCUUUCCAAAUGGACGCAGUGGACAAACGCUACCCGGACAGCUGGGUGUGUCUGAUGAACCCUGACAGCACCCAGGACAGGUGUGACGCACCUGAGCAGAAGCAGAACUUGCCUUGUGGCGUUUUGAAGAAAGACAAGCCAUCAGCUGAAGACAAGCAGAAAGAGCUCGCGGAGAAAAUCAAACAGCAGCAGGAGAAACUGGAAGCUUUGCAGAAAACCAACACCAUCAAGUCUGCAGCAGAUGUUAAGAAACUGCCACUGGAGGUCAGCAUGAAGCCCACUGAGGGCUCCUCUCAGGCCACGAGAUCCUCAGACAGGAGCACAGGCCGCCCCCGUUCCCCGCCGCUCCCCGCUCACCUGAAAAACGCCGCAAGCGUCCCUUCGGCGCGUGCGGCCGCGCAGCGGCCCCCCCGGACGUCGGGCCCCCCGCCUUCUGCGCCAAAGGAGCCAUCCAGGUCUCGAGCGGCAGCAGCAGCAGCAGCAGCAAAGCCUCCUCCACCCGCAGCAAGACCUUCACCCAAAGCUGUUGCCAAGGCGCCUCCGCCCGGACGCAGCCCCCGGGCGUCCACCAAAGCACCAGCAAGCAAACCACCCGUUGGAAAGCGCAAGAGAAUCGUAGAGCAGGAGGACAGUGAGGAGGAAGAGGAGGAGGAGGAGGAGGAGGAACAAGACGAGGAGGAACAGGACAGUGAUGAGAGCGAAGAAGAACCACAGACCAAGAAAUCCAAAAUGGCCGCUGCGGCCGGUAGCCGUGGUAAAGUGGGGGAAAAAGCUCCUCCUCCAAAACGUGGCAAAAUAGAAGAGGUUAGCAGGUCACAGUCUCAGCUUCAGAAGAGAGUUUCUGCUCCAUCACGGCAGAGUGCAACCACACCGAGCUCUGCUCUUAAAUCCAAAACCACUACAGAGCAUGAGGCUAAACCGAAGGCGUCUGAGAAAACCUCACAACAAGAACCGGAGAACGACACUAAAAAUGCUCAGAAAGAUAAGGGCUUGUUGGUUGAAGUACGUGUCAAUAAGGAGUGGUACACGGGUAAAGUCGUGGCCGUGGAGGCAAACAAGCAGAGCAUCCGCUGGAAAGUGAAAUUUGACUACGUACCUCGAGCUACUCCUAAAGACCGAUGGGUGUUUAAGGGCAGCGAUGAGGUCCGGUUGAUGCGGCCCCCGUCUCCAAUCUGUCAGACCCCGGACACGCAGCAGGAGACUGAGAAGGGCCCGGCGCCCAUGGAGCCAGACACCACGCAACCCGGGACCAGCCGCGAGGUGACCGACAGCCUGGUCACCAUGCUGAGGACAAUGCUGCGAUAUUUCUUCCCUCCUGCUUUUCGGAUUCCAAAAGACGACGUUAACAGCAUGACAGCAGAGGAGCUGGUGGCUUUUCCUUUGAAAGAGUAUUUCCAGCAGUAUGAAUCAGGCCUGCAGUCGCUGUGUAACUCGUACCAGAGCAGAGCUGAUGCCAGAGCCAAAGCUGUGGAGGAGAAGAGCAACAACACUGAGGUGAAACUGAGAGAAGCCGAUGAGAAACUGCAGAAGCUCCGAACAAACAUUGUGGCUCUUCUGCAGAAAGUACAAGAGGAUAUUGACAUUAACACCGAUGAUGAACUUGAUGCAUACAUAGAAGAUCUCCUCACCAAGGGGGAUUAGAAAGAAAAAAGAAAAGACAAGAAAAUAUGGACAUUAUCCGGACUGGCAGAUGGCUGAUUGUUUGAGGAUAUUUUCAUGUUGAAUCUUUCUCUUGGUGAAUCAAACCGAUCUAAGUUCAAUAUUUGUUUAUCUGUUUUGUUUAUUCUGUGGUUUUUCAUUUUAAACCAUUUUAUAUAUGUGAAAGAUAAGCGUUAAGCCAUGUAAGCCACUCUCUGUACUGUUCGACUUUUAGAAUGGUUUCUAUAGUUUUGUUUAGUACCAAUAAUAAGUUUCAUGGUUUUGACUGGGUUAAAAAGCUGUUCUCUUUCUUUUUCUUUUCUUUUUUUUCCUCAUUAAGUGAGACAAAUGCACACAAAGUGGCUCAAGAUCUGCAGCCUGAACUUAACUUUUAUUUUUCUACACUAAAAUCACAUUAUUCCAUCCUGGGCAGCAGAUCGAGUUGUCAAUUUACAGUUCAGUGUUUUGCCUCACUCACAAACAGUAACGGCUUACUGGGUUUUAUCAGUAUAAAUAUUCCCUUAAAACUUCUCUGCAUCUAAGCAAUGACUGUUUUGUGUUGUUUUGGGGGGGAAAAAAAUCAGUAGAAGGCCAAUUUGUGUGUGAUAAAAAGUAUUCGGUGCCUGUGUCCUUUGUUUUCGAACAAAUUUUUAACAUGUCAUGGAAAUGUUUUAUUAAACAUUGCAUGCUUUCAACCUUUUGUUCUAAUGGGACAAUUUAUUCUGUAUUUUUGACAAACAUUUACGUAAAACAAUAAACCAGGUUCAGAAACA